This is a messenger RNA of Pseudophryne corroboree (corroboree frog), 3793 nucleotides long. RefSeq names its product oocyte zinc finger protein XlCOF22-like. The transcript has 4 exons. Gene Ontology annotation, molecular function: DNA-binding transcription factor activity, RNA polymerase II-specific; RNA polymerase II transcription regulatory region sequence-specific DNA binding. Gene Ontology annotation, biological process: regulation of transcription by RNA polymerase II; embryo development; urogenital system development. Gene Ontology annotation, cellular component: nucleus. Bases 44 to 2002 code for a protein of 652 amino acids. Lineage: Eukaryota; Metazoa; Chordata; Amphibia; Anura; Myobatrachidae. The record is from RefSeq and is a predicted model, not a curated record.
GGGGGAGUAUAUAGAGGAACACAGGGGUCUGUACAAGGACGUGAUGAUGGAGAAUCACCGGCUCCUCACAUCACUGGAUGGGCCCAGUAACAGAGAUACCCCAGAGAGAUGUCCCCGUCCUCUGUAUUCCCAGGAUUGUACAGAGGAGAAUCACAGGACCGCACAGGAGGAUCAGGAAGAACGUCUGUCUGAUAUAAAGUCAGAACAUAUAGAGGGAGAAGAAGAGACGUAUGUGACUGAUAUGAAGGGAGAAGAUAUAGAGGGAGAAGAAGAGACGCAUGUGACUGAUAUAAAGGCAGAAGAUACCGAGGGAGAAGAAGAGACGUAUGUGACUGAUAUAAAGGCAGAAGAUACAGAGGGAGAAGAAGAGACGUAUGUGACUGAUAUAAAGGCAGAAGAUAUAGAGGGAGAAGAAGAGACGUAUGUGACUGAUAUAAAGGCAGAAGAUAUAGAGGGAGAAGAAGAGACGUAUGUGACUGAUAUAAAGGCAGAAGAUACAGAGGGAGAAGAAGAGACGUAUGUGACUGAUAUAAAGACAGAAGAUAUAGAGGGAGAAGAAGAAACGUAUGUGACUGAUAUAAAGGCAGAAGAUAUAGAGGGAGAAGAAGAGACGUAUGUGACUGAUAUGAAGGCAGAAGAUAUAGAGGGAGAAGAAGAGACGUAUGUGACUGAUAUGAAGGCAGAAGAUAUAGAGGGAGGAGAAGAGACGUAUGUGAGGGGUGAUCAGCAGUGUAAGGAGGAGGAGAUCCCUACAGAUAUCAGCACAGAUGGACACACAAGCAGGAAUAUCUCAGAAGGACAUCUAAUGUUAUCCCCGGAUUGUGACAUAAAAGAUAAUGACAGUAGACAGGAUUCUCCAGGAGAUAAUUCCAUUACCCCAAUUAUACAUCCAGCUCUAUCAGCUGAUCCCUCUGAUCCUGGGAAAUGUUCUCCUGAUCACUCUGAUAUUGGUGCAUCUGUUACAGCUAUGAGAGUAGAUACAGAGUUUCCCUGUUCUAUAGAUGCCAAAUGUUUUACACAGAACACAAAGCUUAUUACCCAUCAGACAGGUAAGGCAGGUGAGAGGCCAUUUCCAUGUUCUGAGUGUGGGAAAUGUUUUACAUACAAAUCACAACUUGUUAUACAUCAGAGAAGUCACACAGGUGAGAAGCCAUUUCCAUGUUCUGAGUGUGGGAAAUGUUUUGUAUGGAAAUCAGAUCUUGUUAUUCAUCACAGAAGUCACACAGGUGAGAAGCCAUUUUCUUGCUCUGAGUGUGGGAAAUGUUUUACACAGAAAUCACAACUUGUUACCCAUCAGCGAAGUCACACAGGUGAGAAGGCAUUUCCAUGUUCUGAGUGUGGGAAAUGUUUUGCACUCAAAUCACGUCUUGUUAGACAUCAGAGAAGUCACACAGGUGAGAAGCCAUUUUCUUGCUCUGAGUGUAGGAAAUGUUUUGCACACAAAUCAGUUCUUGUUAUACAUCAGAGAAGUCACACAGGUGAUAAGCCAUUUUCUUGCUCUGAGUGUGGGAAAUGUUUUACACAGAAAUCAAGUCUUGUUAAUCAUCACGGAAGUCACACAGGUGAGAAGCCAUUUUCUUGCUCUGAGUGUGGGAAAUGUUUUACAUACAAAUCACAACUUGUUUCCCAUCAGCUAAGUCACACAGGUGAGAAGGCAUUUCCAUGUUCUGAGUGUGGGAAAUGUUUUGCACACAAAUCAGUUCUUGUUAGACAUCAGAGAAGUCACACAGGUGAGAAGCCAUUUUCUUGCUCUGAGUGUAGGAAAUGUUUUGCACACAAAUCAGUUCUUGUUAUACAUCAGAGAAGUCACACAUGUGAGAAGCCAUUUUCUUGCUCUGAGUGUGGGAAAUGUUUUACACAGAAAUCAAGUCUUGUUAAUCAUCACGGAAGUCACACAGGUGAGAAGCCAUUUUCUUGCUCUGAGUGUGGGAAAUGUUUUACAUACAAAUCACAACUUGUUUCCCAUCAGCAAAGUCACACAGGUGAGAAGGCAUUUCCAUGAUCUGAGUGUGGGAAACGUUUUGCACACAAAUCAGUUCUUGUUAUACAUCAGAGAAGUCACACAGGUGAGAAGCCAUUUUCUUGCUCUGAGUGUGGGAAAUGUUUUACAUACAAAUCACAACUUUUUUCCCAUCAGCGAAGUCACACAGGUGAGAAGUCAUUUCUAUACUCUGAGAAAUAAAUAAUCAGAAUCAGCUUUAUUGGCCAGGUGCACUCGCGUACACUAGGAGUUGUUUGUUGUACAAUGCAUCGCCAAGCAGCAACAUGAAAGGGGAAUACAUGGCAUAAGAAGGGGGAAAAACAUAGCAUACAUUACACACAUUACACAUGAGUUCAUACUGCACAUUGCAACUAUACAAUAGACUCAACAUAUUAUACAAUAUUAAACAAUGCACAUAAUACAGAAGAUUUAAGUAUUACACAUCAAAAGAUAAACCAGACAGACAAAAAAAAAAGACACAGAAAGAAUAAUGCAGGAUUGGUGUAGGCAUUUUGAGUAAUAACUUCCAUGGGCUGUGUAUUCCACCCUCACAGGGUACCAGGUGCGGCAGCCAUCUUCGGCGCACUGCAUAGAAGUACCCUGGGUGGAGUAGUCCAUCCUUGAGGGGUAGGCCUGUAAGGUACUACUGAUGUUCUCUGCCAGAGGGUUAGUGGGCAUAGUCCUGGUGAUUUCAUUUUCGAGGUUUGAUGAGUCCACAUAAUGGUCUGGAUUUCUUUCUUGAUGUUGUUGCUUAGAGAUAGGAAUGCUUUGAGUAUUUUAACGCACAGCUGUGCAUGGCUGAAGCUAUAAAUAUAUACACACAAUAGACAUCACUCAAAUUGUACACAAUAGACAUCACUCAGGUGAGGAACCAUUUUAAUCUUCUGGAGUAUUCUCAUCAUUGCCAUGCUUGUUCUUCAUGGUUCUUAUCCUAUCUCCUAUGCUUUUUGCAAUAUACAUGUUACUACUGGGUGAAAUAAUCAGAUGUCAUACCAUCGUCUACCACUGCUAUGCAGAUGACCUGUCUUUUGCUCUGGGUACUGAGAACCCAGUACCAAUCCUAAAUGGUUGUCUAGUUGAGCUCCAGGUGUGGGUUAUGCCAGUUAGCUGUGAUUCAGUCCUGGUGAAACAGGUCUUUAAGCUCACCAACAAAGAGCAGGGCUGCAGCUCAGCUUUACCUACCAACCAGGCUUACACUUGGGGGUUCAGAGUUACAAAAUGCUGAUCAUGUGCGGAAUCUUGGUGUCCUGGAUGGUGGAGUGACACUUAGACAUAAGGUAUCUGCUACAAUCAGAUCGUCAUCUGAGGAACAUAGCCAGACUCCAGCACUUUAUUCCCUCAGAAGAUCUACCUACAGUCAUACAUGCACUUGUAUCAUCACACAUAGACUACUGCAAUGUCCUCUACCUGGGUCUCCCAGCAAAAGAAUUGCACUGCUUGUAGCUUGUACAGAAUGCAGCAGCCAGGCUGUUACCUAACCAGCCCGUUCCUGCCACAUAACACCCAUUCUCUACUCCCUUCACCGGCUGCCUGUAAGAUGGUGACUCUAUUACAUAAUCUUAUUGACUCACCCAAUCCUACAUGACCAGGAUCCAUGGUGCCAGAAGCAGCUUCUGCCUCCUUACUGCCCAGUUACUUCCACCUGCAGAUGAAGGACUGUUACCAGCAGUACCAAGAAUCCUCAAGCAGUGCUGAGAGGUCAGGGGGAAGACAGGGUGGUGGCACUAGUGCUGUAGUAGGGGCUGCCAGAGGCAGUUUCUGUGAGAAUCUUGUCCUCAAACAGCGCUAGGGUGUCAGAGGGGAGACAAGGUG